UCCCGUCGGGAGCUCCCAGUCUGAUACUCCGCGGACACCUGUGUCUCUCGAUUUCGAUUCACAGUCCUCUGGCAGCCACUGUCACUUGGUUAGGGAGUCAGGUGUCUGCGCUAUCACCUACUUAAUGCUUUAAUGCUCUGCUUUCGAAAAAUACUUGUGGUGUGAUGGAAGACAUGAAAAAGUAUACUCCUACUUAAAGUUUUUUUUGUUUUUGUUUUUGUUUUGGAGACAGAGUACAGUUCAGUAGCGCACUGUGCUCACUGCAACCUCAGCCUCCCGGAUUCAAGCGAUUCCCUGGCCUCAGCCUCCCGAGUAGCUGGAAUUUCAGGCCCCCGCCAUUACGUCCGGCUAAUUUUUGUAUGUUCAAUAGAGACGGGGUUUCACCAUGUUGGCCAGGCUGGUCUCAAACUCCUGACCUCAGAUGAUCCGCCCGCUUAGGCCUCCUAAAGUGCUGAGAUUACAACCAUGAGCCACCGCUCCCAGCCAACCAAGUUUUUUAAACAAUAUAUUCUGUUUCCUCGUUUUUAAGGUAGCGUCUAUUGACAGGGGUUCCUUAAUUAUUAUUUAAAAAAUGAAGUACAGAACCAGGGCCAGCUUCAAACCUUGUCAGGCUCUGACAAGGGAAGAUGAACCCUAGUUCUAGCUAGAGGUGACCUGUCUGUCUGCAUUUUUUUGAGCUGUGGAGUGUUCAGAGUCAUAUUCGCUGCCUGUGCAGCACCACAGGCCUGAUGAAAAUGAAAUGGCAGCAUCGUGCAGAUGGCGAACCCUAGGUCUUGGCCAUGAAGGCCGUGGCCACCCGGGAGCCCAAUGCACAAGACAGGUGUGCAUGCCAGGACGGCGGUCCUGGAGAUGAAGACCUGGAGCUGCGGCCUGUGGACUCGGCUGUGCCCAUGGCCAUGACCCAGGCUGCCCUGCAGCCCUGGGCACCCUGCCCAGAGAACAUGACCACUGCCCCAAAUGGCCCCGGGCCAGGCCCUGCAGCCCCCUGUCCAGGCCCGGACCUGAAAGACCUCAAGAUGGUGACCUCCACUACAUGUGGAAACGGAGUCUGUGGCUGCAAUCCUGGUGGCGACACGGACACCCGGGAAGCCAAACUCAGCCCAGCCAAGCUUGUGCGCCUCUUUUCCACCAGUCGGAAGAAGACGAAUGCUCACCCCGAGCGGCCCCACUCUGUGGUCCUGGUGGGCAACUCCUCCGCGUGGAACACCCUUGCCUCCUUCCGGAAAAUGGGAUCCUUUAAGAAACUGAAGUCCUCAGUCCUGAAAGGAAUUCAGAGCCGAGAGGGGUCAAAUGCCUGUUCAAAGGGAGAGGCUUCAGAGCAUGGCCUGGCAAAACCCAUUGCAAAUGGCACUGUCCCAGGAGCCCAGGCAAACAGGGAAUCCCCCUUGGCACCAGGAGCAGCGCGUGGCGCCCCCAGGGCAGCAGAGUGGGGCACAUUGGAUGGCUCUGACCCUGAGGACACGGAUGAUGCCUUUCAGCGGAGCACGCACCGCUCCCGCAGCCUCCGCAGAGCCUACGGCCUGGGCCGCAUCUGCCUGCUGGACAUGCCCCAGAACCAUGCCACACCCACGAUAGCCACUGGCCAGGCACCCACCACAUGUGAGAUUCUCGUGAGGGACCCUGAGAACAACAGCAUGGGCUGCAGGAAGAGCAAGAGCACCGACAACCUCGCCUUUCUGAAGAAGAGCUCCUUUAAGCGGAAGUCCACCUCCAAUCUUGCAGACCUCAGGACAGCCCAUUAUGCACAGGUGCCACAGAGGACCCUGAGCAGUUCCUCUGCUGACUCCCAAAAGCUCGGGUCAGGAAGGACCAAACGCUGGAGGAGCCCGAUAAGGGCCAAGGACUUUGACAGAGUCUUCGAACUUGUGAGCAAUGUGACCGAGGCUGCCUGGAGGAGGGAGAGUCCCAGGAGUGGGGCUCCAUCCCCUGGUGAGGCCAGCCUGAGACUCCAGGCACACAGCCAGCUGCAUGACGACUACUCACGCCGUGUAUCCAGGAACACCGAGCAGGAUAGCAGGCGGGGUGUGGUGGUCAGGCAUGGCACCACUGCAGACUGCUCUGUGGCCCGUGGUUUCAGCUCAGCCACCUCUAAGGGGCCCUGUCUAAACACCGACACUGCCGUGUUUCCUCUUGAAGCCAAAAGUUCCUGGGCAGUGGAAAGCUACAGUCCUUGCACUAGAAGCUCCUUGCCAAGCCCGAUUGCCCAGGAUGUGUUGAGCAAAGACUCUCAUGACCCAGAUGCUGGCAGCCAGUUGACAUUUGACCCUGGGCAGCCUCCCACCCCUCUACGGCCCACCACACCCAAGCCCCAAAGCCCUCAGAGCCCAGGGACGGGAAGUGCUGAGUGUCACAGCAAUCGCAGUGCCCCAUCCAUAAGUUCAGAGGAAAGUGAAGGAAAAACAGAAGAGCCUGAUCAGAGAGAGCCGGAGCCUGUGUCCUUGCAGGAUUCUUUGGAAGCCACACAUAGUGAUGAGGGCAAGGGCCUUCUGGUGAACAUUGGUGGGGCAGCCGGCCCAGAAGAAAAGGAGGAGGAGGAGGUUGUCCCUGAUGGCCCCUGGAGGCGAGACUCAUCACAGGAUGAGGAAAGGACAGAGGCACAGAGAACCCCCAGGAGGAGAUGGGGCUCCGGGAGAUGGCCCAGGCCUCGGCCACUCUCUGACUACAGCCAGCUGGCCAGCCGUAGUUUGUCUAUUCCUGAAGACUCGGUUGCCACAGACCCCCAGAAGGAGGACCAUGUGGACAAGGACCCCCAGGCAAGCAUGACUUCUGCCAGCCCUGAAGAUCAGAAUGCUCCGGUGGGCGGCCCCAAAGGAGCCCGGAGAAGACGCCCCAUUUCCGUGAUAGGUGGGGUCAGCUUGUAUGGGACCAACCAGACAGAGGAACUGGAGAAACUUCUGACCCAACCGGCUGCCAGGCCACCCUUGCCUGCUCACCAGGUGCCACCCUACAAGGCUGUGUCAGCCCGGUUCCGGCCCUUCACAUUCUCCCAGAGCACCCCCAUUGGGCUGGACCGUGUGGGACGCCGGCAGCAGAUGAGAGCAUCCAACAUUUCUUCAGAUGGAGGUACUGAGCCCUCUGCCUUAGUGGAUGACAAUGGUAGUGAGGAGGACUUCAGCUUUGAAGACCUCUGCCAGGCCAGCCCUCGGUACCUGCAGCCUGGCGGGGAGCAGCUGGCCAUCAAUGAGCUGAUCAGUGAUGGCAAUGUGGUCUGCGCAGAAGCCCUGUGGGACCAUGUGACCAUGGACGACCAGGAACUGGGCUUCAAAGCUGGGGAUGUCAUCCAGGUUUUGGAAGCCUCCAACAAGGACUGGUGGUGGGGCCGCAGCGAAGAUAAGGAAGCCUGGUUCCCUGCAAGCUUUGUCAGACUGCGAGUGAAUCAGGAAGAGCUGUCGGAAAACUCCAGCAGCACCCCCAGCGAGGAGCAGGACGAGGAGGCCAGCCAGAGCCGCCACAGACACUUCGAGAACAAGCAGCAGAUGCGGACCAACGUCAUCCGAGAAAUCAUGGACACCGAGCGGGUGUACAUCAAACACCUCAGGGACAUCUGCGAGGGAUAUAUCCGCCAGUGCCGCAAGCACACAGCAAUGUUCACUGUUGCGCAGCUAGCCACUAUUUUUGGAAACAUUGAAGAUAUUUACAAAUUCCAAAGGAGGUUUCUGAAAGACCUUGAGAAACAGUACAACAAAGAGGAACCUCACUUAAGUGAAAUAGGAUCGUGCUUUCUUCAACAUCAAGAGGGCUUUGCCAUCUAUUCCGAGUACUGUAAUAACCACCCGGGUGCCUGCCUGGAGCUCGCCAACCUCAUGAAGCAGGGCAAGUACAGACACUUCUUCGAAGCCUGCCGCCUGCUGCAGCAGAUGAUCGACAUCGCCAUCGACGGGUUCCUGCUCACACCGGUGCAGAAGAUCUGCAAAUACCCGCUGCAGCUGGCCGAGCUGCUCAAGUAUACCACGCAGGAACACAGUGAUUAUAGCAACAUCAAGGCAGCAUAUGAGGCCAUGAAGAAUGUGGCUUGUCUGAUCAAUGAGCGCAAGCGCAAGCUGGAGAGCAUCGACAAGAUAGCUCGCUGGCAGGUGUCCAUCGUGGGCUGGGAGGGACUGGAUAUCUUAGACCGAAGCUCAGAAUUGAUUCAUUCUGGGGAACUGACCAAAAUCACUAAGCAGGGCAAGAGCCAGCAGCGGACGUUCUUCCUGUUUGACCACCAGCUGGUGUCCUGCAAGAAGGACCUGCUGCGCAGGGACAUGCUGUACUACAAGGGCCGGCUGGACAUGGAUGACAUGGAGCUCGUGGACCUGGAGGACGGGCGCGACAAGGACUGCAACCUCAGCGUGAAAAAUGCCUUCAAGCUUGUCAGCAGGACCACAGAUGAGGUUCAUUUGUUUUGUGCCAAAAAACAAGAAGACAAGGCGAGAUGGCUGCAGGCCUGUGCAGAUGAAAGGAGGCGGGUGCAGGAGGACCAGGAGUUGGGAAUGGAAAUUUCAGAAAACCAGAAGAAACUUGCCAUGUUAAAUGCUCAAAAGGCAGGACAUGGAAAGUCAAAAGGCUACGGCGGGUGCCCCAUGGCCCCACCGCACCAGGGCCUGCACCCCAUCCACCAGCGCCACAUCACUGUGCCCACCAGCGUCCCCCAGCAGCAGGUCUUUGGCCUGGCAGAACCCAAGAGGAAGCCCUCGUUCUUCUGGCACACCUUCAAUAGGCUCACUCCGUUUCGGAAAUGAAAACGGGAGGCCGCACUUCCACGGAGGUGGCUGUCAAGAGGACAGCUGUCUUUGUUUCUUGUAUCCUUCAAUCCAGGGAAAGUUUAUUGGACCCAGUGAUAAAAACUUCCUUUUUGGGAUCAAGGAAGGAGAGAAAGUCUUGGACUCACCUUCAGUCUUUGGAGACCCAGCUGCCUUUGUGGAAGGGAGGAGAAGGUCAUGACACACAGCUUUAUCCUGCACAGAAAGCCCCAUGACCCGCUGUGCAUGGCCGAGACGUGGGACUCAGUACUGUGCUCUAGAGUGAAUGGUGAGACAGCAGCUGUAGCCACCCCUGCUGCUGAUGAGCACGUGCCUGCUGCAGGACCAAACACAGCGUCCAGGGCUUUGUAGUUCCUAAGGAGUGAUGAGGUUAGAGGAUCACUUCUGCAUUUGAUUUUCAAGGAUGUCGUGCAGGCAGGGUUGACGCAGUGCUGCGCAUGUCUGGUCACACUUAGAAAGUGAGUUCUGUCUCCCUUCUGUAACACCGGGGACCUACAGCUGCUAUGGAGUCGACUGUGGUGUCCCGGCAUCGUCGGUGUCCACACAGGUGCUGAAUGGUAGCACAAAUGUCAUCUUGCAAGUUUCCUCUUCCUGCAGGCAAAGGGGAGUGAAACAUGGUGCUUCUGUCACCUUGCAUCGCGGUCCUCAGUGCAGAGUGACUUAAGCAUCCUUAAGAAUCCACUGCUUUUCAGGCAAGGAGGGAGAAAUCCUACUGCGCACUGGCUUUGUCUCAAAAUCGGGUUCCCUCCUGCCUGCACGCCUUGAGUGACUCCAAGUGGAAAUCACGUCUAGCCCACACACUGUAACCUUAGAAACUGCCGUUCAAGGCUGGGCAUGGUGGCUCACACCUGUAAUCCCAGCACUUUGGGAGGCCGAGGUAGGUGGCUCACCUGAGAUCAGGAGUUCAAGACCAGCCUGGCUAACAUGACAAAACCCAGUCUCUACUAAAAGUACAAAAGUUAGCUGGAUAUGAUGGUACAUCCCUGUAAUCCCAGCUAUUCAGGAAGCUGAGGCAGAAGAGUCUCUUGAACCUGGGAGGUGGAGGUUGCAAUGAGCCGACAUCUCACUACUGCACUUCAGCCUGGGUGAUAAGGCGAGACUCUGUCUCCAGGGGGAUAAAAAAAAAAAAAGACUGCCAUUCGGACAACUGUUUGCAACAUAAAAGCUCAUUUACUCUAAUAUACGUGAUACAGUGAACGUGAAAAUACGCUGGUGGGAAGGCAUUCUCAAUGAGCCGCACUGCUGCUGACGUCAUUCUUACCAUUGAAAUCGCAAAGACAGGCAAAGCAGUCCUGCUUCUUGGGAAUCGGAAGGUGCCUUUAUCACAUAAACCCAAACAGUGGGGCAUAACUGUGCCACCUGAGCAUGUCAGCAGGCUUCUGAGGACUUGUUCUUUAUAAAAGAGACCUGCACAAAAUAUCUAGGCUCAGAGAUAGCAGUCUUUAUUAAGAAAGGCCAUGUGGGCUGACACCUGCAGAUGAUCCUCUCCUUUUCUUUGUGUUGCAUAUUUUCAUGACAUAACUUUUAACCAUGUCUAGAGAAGGCAGGCUCUGCAAGAAAGAUGCCCUUUCAAUCUGCUCAGUGCCCUGGACAGGAGAUACUAUGUUACACUGUUAGUGGAUUUCUAUUUGAGAAGCUCAUUUUUUUUUUUUUUUUUUGAGACAGAGUCUUACUCUGUCGCCAGGCUGGAGUGCAGUAGCGCAGUCUCGGCUCACUGCAACCUCCACCUGGGUUCAAGUGAUUCUUCCGCCCUAGCCUCCCGAGUAGCUGGGACCACAGGGGCGUGCUACCACGCCUGGCUAAUUUUCAUAUUUUUAGUAGAGACGGGGUUUCACCAUGGCCAGGAUGGUCUCGAUCUCUUGACCUCAUGAUCCGCCGCCUCGGCCUCCCAAAGUGCUGAGAUUACAGGCAUGAGCCACCGCGCCCGGCCCGAGAAGCUCAUUUUUGUAUGCGACUCUUGGAAAGUUCUUUUUUCUAACAGGCCCAUGUUUGAGAAUAAACAAAUCUGCAAUGUCAAAGACAAAGGUGUAUUCAGACUCCAGGUGUGUGCCUCCUCCGUUCUCCCCUGCAGCCCCCCACAUCCAGAGCCAGUCCUGAGGGGUGACAUCAUGCAUCAAGGAAAAAUGACAUUGGCCCUCUCGGGUGGACCCUUGGAACAUUCUGUGACAGCUGAUGGCUGUGCUGUGCCACCUUGGCACACAUGCUUAGGGCAGCAUUGCCGAGGGUUACUGUGCCCCAUGGCUGACCACCCCUGGGUUGCUUCUGUGGACUGUCAUGCCACCUGGAGUCUCCUGAGACCGAAGCUGCUGCAGGAAGGAGCUUCUGAAGAGGUGCUGUGGCGUGUCAGGGUGUGUGUGUUUCCUUCUUGAAUACACACCAUGCCAACUGUAGUUGUGUUUAUAGAACUGCCCUUUUUACUAACAAAAUGCAAUGGUAUAUUUUGGAGGCUAUACUUAAUAUGCUUUUCCUGCACACCCCAGCAAUAACUGUAGAGGUCUCUGUGCUAGUGUGGUUUGUACGUACAGCAUUUUGAACAAAUUGUUUUAAAUAUAAGAGAAUUAGUUUAAGGAAGAAAAGAGUCAUUUGCUUAUGUUACAUUUUCCGUGAGGAUUCAGUUUAAGCAAAGAGUCACUCUUAGGGCUUCCAUUUCCUAAUGUUAUUCAUGGGUAAUGAAGAAAUGCUUUACAUUUUCUGGCCAGUCCUAAUUUAUUUUCCAGCUGAGCCCUAACCUCCGGUUCCCACCUACCUCCACAGACUUCCUAACACAGAACCAUGAAUACCAGGACGUGUUUUUGUUAAGUCAGGUUCAAUUCAAGUCCUGAGGUUGCCCCAGUCAGUUUUAUACAGUGUGAGGGUCUCUCGAUUAAAUCUCUCUCCUAGGUAGAUCCUACUUGGAUGUACAGGUGAUUUUGAAAACUGUUAACAUUUUUAAAAGGUUAGAACAUCCUUUGACUUCUUGAAAAUCCGUAUGUCUGGCUUGGUUAUCAUUACCACAUGCCUGAGUUCUUCAAAGAAUGGAAGGCUCAAGUAUUCUCAUUUUCUGUUUGCCAAAAUUCCUUCCUGAUUCGAGUCACAUGUUCCACUUGGAAAACAAAGGGAACCGAGCGCCUCCUCCAUGGACAGUGUAUGAAUUUCUUUGGGAAUCUUGCUCACUCCAGCCUCUCCCUUUCUCUCUUUUUAACCUGACAUUACAUAGUAUCAUAGAUGGUCCAAAAACAGAAAAGAUGACAAUAUUUUGAUGAAUUUCACCUAUUCAUCACGUCUCAGAAUUUGUCAACUUUGUUGGAAGACAGUUGAAAUAGCCUGGGGUCAAAAGCAAUCUUCUCCAUUUUGAUCAUACCAAAAACCUAUCACAACCUUGCAGUAGAUUACAAGCAAUUAUAAAAUCAUAAAAUUGAAUGUUUGCAGAAUCCUGGAGCAAUAGCUUUCCUUGUCUUUGGCCUGCAGACUAGAAAGAGGGUGGCACUAGUCUGCCGGAGCUUCCCUGGGAUACUGGCCACGUGGUUUAUUUUCCUUAGAUCUGAUGUUUGUGUCCCGUGGGUAGAUCUGAUUUUGUAAACAUUUCACCACCAUCGAACACUAUUUCUGAAUAGUGUGCUGAAAAUCGAUCCCAUGCUUGGUCAGGAAAUCCCCACAUCUUACAUGACUAUUAUCUAGACACAAAAGGGCAUUUAAUUCAAAAUUUCGUUCACAAUGUAAAUAUUUUGUAAAAGCCAGCUGACCCAGCUUUUUACCAGGUGGAAGUCUUUGCAAACCAAAUUGCUGAUAUUCCUUCAUACAGAUCAACUUGGUGUCCCAGCCAGACUAGAACAGCGUAAUUACCUGGAGUGAGGGGGAGUGUUUCUGUUGCUUGUCAAGGAGAGAAGAAACCUACAAGUGUCCUUCAACGGACAGUGCCAAGAAGUGAGAAAAAAUGUCCUUUCACUAACUCACAGGCCCGGGAUGCGGGACCCAAGUCAACUAGGUGAACCUGCUAGCAGACCCAGCUUUCCCAUAAUGACCGAAUCUGCAAACCAUUCUCCCUAUUGAAGUUUCCCUUGGCUAACUGUGUUGUUUUCAGGAUGCGAUGAAAGUGGAUUUUAAAAGGCUUUGGAAAAAUAAGUGGAACAUGACUUAUCUUGAAGGAAAAAUAGCAAAAGCUUAAAUAUUUGAUGUAGGUUUACUUCGCUACAACAUACUUUACACUGUUGCCUCUAGUUAUCUCACAGGCAUUGACAUUUUGUAUUUAGAAAAUACUUUAUUUCUAAUCUUUUUUUGUAAAUAUUAGUGUCCAUCCAUUGUGUAUGACUUGCUUAUUUACUUUGCAAGGCUUUGGGCAACCUUUUAGCUCAUUAACUUUAAGAUGAUGUCAUCUAUAUAGGUCAAAGGGUGGGACUUCUGAACUGAGGAAUUCGCUGUUGACAGCUGAAGUAUGGUGUACAAGAUUGAUGUAACUUGAUAUGUAUUUUUGUUGAAUGAAGUUUUUUGUAAAAAGAAAUUAUUUACAAUGUUAUUUGAAUGAUUUUUUAAAUGCUGUGAAUCUAUAUUUGUUGUUUUAUAUAUUAAAAUUAAUUUGCCAAA
Molecule: messenger RNA, 9299 nt
Organism: Callithrix jacchus (white-tufted-ear marmoset)
Lineage: Eukaryota; Metazoa; Chordata; Mammalia; Primates; Cebidae
Gene: SPATA13
Product: spermatogenesis associated 13
Molecular function (GO): protein binding; guanyl-nucleotide exchange factor activity
Source: RefSeq, a predicted model, not a curated record